AAUCGAUAACAAGGACAUGAUGUUUGUGGUUAAUAAAUAACCAGGGUGACCUCCAAAAACAUGGCGUCUCUACUCAAUGUUGUUCUCUUCGUUUUAGUUUGUCAGAUCCCCAUUGCCAUCUCGAAAUCAGUUGAGAAGAAAUGCAUCAAAAACGGACCGUGUUCUUGCCAAAUGUCCGAUGGUUCCGGGGUCAUUGACCUAAAGAAAAUCACCAACGCUGGAGAUCCCAUGCAAGUCGAUGCCAGAUUUAAGCACGUAAAAGCACGUGAUGCAAACUCGUAUUCCUACAACCCUUGCUAUCCAUUUGAAGAAGUUGGUUGCCAUGGAGUCGCAAUCUGUCAAAGAGUUCCAGAUCGUCGUGCUGCUUUAUAUUUCACUCUUGGAACUCACGAUAAAUCAGAUUUUUAUCACAAUGGAACCCACGUGAUUCUAAAAUACGAAGGAUUGACUGGAACAAGUCAAGUUGUAAGGACGUCACACAUUACUUUAGUUUGCAAUGAAGAAAACGACGACACGUUAUUUAUACCGUAUGGAGAGGAUCCUUGGGUGAAACCAUUACAUUAUUAUUUCAAUCUUCUAAGUCCAUGUUCAUGUCCAGGAAAAUGUGAGGAACCGAAGCCAGAAUAGAUUUUAUGAUGUCACAUCAAUAAUAUUUGUAAAUAAUGAUGAUGUGGUGGUUUAUCCUUAUUGAGUUAUAGAUGACUAAUUUUUUUUGAUUGAGUCAAAUUGAUUUUUAAUGAAAUUUACGAAAAGAACUUCAAAACACCAUUCAUAUAAAUCGCGCCCUCUUGUGGUGGAACGCUUCUUGCCGUCAAAAUGACGUAUUGGGUAGAGACAAUAAAUGACUCACUGUAAUUGGUUGUGUUGUCGUUCGUCUUCCAGAUUAUAGUAAAAUCUCUAAAAACACAAUCUUCAAUAACUGCACGUUGCCGAGGACGCGUUUCAUAGAAAGAUGUAAUCUAAGCAAACAUGAAAUUAUAUAUUUAAAGACACGGUCAUCCGCGUUGUCGAUUUUUAUAGUAUGGUCGCUGUAGUGAAAACAUAUUACAAUGAAGAUGUCAUUAUGAUUUCUAACUACAUAUGUGAAAAUGUAAUCAUGCGUUUAGCCAUCAUAUGCGAUGGUCUUUGUCAUCUUGAUGAUUUUAUUGCAAAUAUACGCAGAUUUUGAUGUAAGAAUCCAUAUAAAGUUGUAUAAAGUAAUAAAACUUAUCUCUCUUCUUCAAUUUGAGACAUA
Saccoglossus kowalevskii is the source of this 1234-nucleotide messenger RNA. RefSeq lists its product as uncharacterized. Gene Ontology annotation, cellular component: trans-Golgi network. NCBI's taxonomy places the organism in Eukaryota, Metazoa, Hemichordata, Enteropneusta, Harrimaniidae. The record is from RefSeq and is a predicted model, not a curated record.